Molecule: messenger RNA, 613 nt
Organism: Pseudonaja textilis
Lineage: Eukaryota; Metazoa; Chordata; Lepidosauria; Squamata; Elapidae
Gene: LY86
Product: lymphocyte antigen 86
Biological process (GO): positive regulation of lipopolysaccharide-mediated signaling pathway; innate immune response
Source: RefSeq, a predicted model, not a curated record
GAUGACAAGAAAGGCACCAUUAUUAUACCGACUCUCCUCCACAGAGAUCAUGAAAGCGCUCAAGGUUGUUCCUGUCCUCCUUUCAUUGAUUUACACCACCGUCAGCAUCACCAGAUGGCCUACACACAUAAUCUGCAAGAACAAUAAUUUGGAAGUGAGCUACAGAAGCUGUGAUCCUCUGCAAGAUGUUGCUUUGAGUGUUGACAGUUGCACCUAUGUAGCCAGCAGAGAUGUUAACAUCCGAUUAGCAACUGUUUUAAGGCACGCCAUCAAUGAACUCUCUGUGGAUUUCAGUCUUACUAUCAAUGGACAGAUUGUACCACUUUACAGCAAACAACUCUGUGAACGAAAUCAGCCCCAGUUUCAAUUCUGUGGAAAGAAGAAAGGAGAAUAUAUUUACUACUCAGGGCCCGUCUCCCUGAACAUGGAGAACAUCCCACAGGGAGAGUUUAACGUGACAGCUCAGCUCUUCAACGAAGACCGUCACACAAUUAUUUGUGCUAAUUUUUAUAUCAACAAUGCCUGAGAAAUUGCGGUUUAUUGCUUUCCAAGUUGGCAUUGCCUAGACCAGUGCUUCCGAAACUUUUUCUUUCAAUACCAAAACCAUUUAUUU